Thecamonas trahens ATCC 50062 is the source of this 5467-nucleotide messenger RNA. Its product is annotated as voltage-dependent T-type calcium channel subunit alpha-1I. Gene Ontology annotation, biological process: monoatomic ion transport; transmembrane transport. NCBI's taxonomy places the organism in Eukaryota, Apusomonadida, Apusomonadidae. Gene Ontology annotation, molecular function: voltage-gated sodium channel activity. The transcript has 4 exons. The record is from RefSeq and is a predicted model, not a curated record. Gene Ontology annotation, cellular component: voltage-gated sodium channel complex; plasma membrane. Bases 1 to 5322 code for a protein of 1773 amino acids.
AUGAAGGCUAAUGCUGAUGAGGAAGCGAGGCUAGAGUCAUCGCUGGUCGUGCAAGAGUAUCCAACCUUGGAAGGCAACGAGGGGGUGUACACCUCGCGGGCUCUUGGUUUCUUCACCAUCAACUCCUCGCUCCGGGCUACUGCCAUCCGUAUCGUCGACGCCCAGUGGUUCACCUACCUUGUCCUUGCUGUUAUUGUCGUCAACACUGGUUUCAUCUCGGCGUCUACUCCGAGCGAUGACCCAAGCUCCACCAAGACCCGCGUGCUCGAUGUGGCCGAGCUCACCUUUAUGGCCUUCUUUACCCUGGAGAUGAUGCUCAAGAUACUCGCUUUUGGCGCCUUUGCUCACCAUCACGCCUAUCUCCGCUCCGGAUGGAACGUCUUUGACUUUACCAUUGUUUGCCUCGGCUACCUCUCGCUCAUGGCGCUGCCCAUUCUCGCCGGCUCCAACGUCACCGCCCUCCGCACCCUCCGCGUCUUUCGCCCGCUUCGAACUCUCCGCACCAUCCGCUGGUUCCGCGGCCCGCGCACCCUCGUCCGCUCGGUCAUCGUCUCGCUACCGGGCCUCUUUGAUGCCACUGUCCUCCUCCUCUUCUUCAUCGCCAUCUACGGCAUCAUGGGCGUGCAACUCUUCGGCGGCGCCCUCCGCCAGCGAUGCGUGCACGCUUCCACCGGCGAGCUCGCCCCGCUCACUGCCCGCCUCUGUGGCCUGGCUGACAAUACCGCCGGCCUCUCCUGCCCGCCGGACUACGUCUGCACCGCCGCCGGUCCCAAUCCGGGACACGGCUUUGAGUCGUUUGACCACUUUGGCGUCGCUGUCAUCGUCCUCUGGAACGUUCUCAACCUCGACGGCUGGUCCGCCCUCAUGUACUCGCUACAGGACGCCGUCUCGCCGUGGGUGUGGCUCUACUUUGUCACCUUUACACUCCUGCUCUCGUUCUUUGCCGUCACUCUCUUCCUCGCCAUCCUCACCGAGUCAUUCACUAUCACCGCCGAGGAAGAAGAGGUUGCCGCAGCUGCCGACCGCGCACGCUCCAUCCGCCGCCAGGCCUCGCAAACAGGCGUCGCCGCGGGCGUCCUCGCCGCUGCCUUUGCCGCGCCGAGCAUCCGCAGCCAGGCCUCGGAGCCGCAACCGACCCAACGCGCCGCCUCGCUCGAACGCGGCUGGUCCAUUGUGGCCGACGCGCGCCGCGUCGCAGACAACACCACGUGGCUGGAGGGCAAGCCUGCUUGGAUCGUGCAGCUCAAUGCCGUUGUCCGCUCGCCCACCUUCUUCUUCACCGUCCUUGCCCUCAUCCUUCUCAACACCGUCGUCCUCGCCGCCGAGCAUCAUGGCAUGUCGCCGGCGCUCAAGGACUGGCUCGAUGCCUUUAACGUCUUCUUCAUCGUCCUCUUUGCCAUUGAGCUUGCCAUCCGCAUCGUCGGUCUCGGCCCGCGCCAGUUUGGCAAGGACUACUUUAACGUCUUUGACUCGCUCGUCGUUGCCCUCUCCAUCCUCGAAGUUGCUCUUGGCUGGUCGUCGGCCAUCUCGGUCUUCCGCGUCGUCCGCCUCCUCCGCGUCGUCCGCAUCCUUCGCGUCAUGCGAUUUGUCAACCGCCUCUCCUCGCUGCGACGCCUCCUUGACACGGUCACCUCCGGCAUCGCCGCCGUCUCGUACACUGCCGUCCUCCUCUUCCUUCUCCUCUUCAUUUUUGCCAUUGUCGGCAUGGAGUUGUUUGGCGGCUCGUACUCUGCCCAGCCUGGACGUGCCAACUUUGACACACUCUACUGGUCGUUUGUCGCCGUCUUUCAGACCUUUACCGGUGACCGCUCAUCAGACUUGCUCUACGAAGGCAUGCGCACGACCACUGUGGUCGGCGCCAUCUACUUUGUCGCCCUCACCGCAGUCUCCAUCAUCCUCAAGUUUCUCUUCCUCGCCGUCAUCCUCCACUACUUUACCCACCCAUACUCGCCCGACGACCCACUUGCAGGCUCGCUCUCCUCACUCGUCACGCAGGACUCGGGCUCGACCGGUACCGCUGCCAAGCAACAGCCGCGCACGCCCACACCCCAGCUUCCGGACCCGCCGUCGCCGCCACAAGGCCGCAUUCCGUUCCCCGCCGUCCCGGCCUCGAUGACAGCCGCGCCCUCUCCGCCCACGCCGCAGACUCCCGCCGAAACCGCCGCCGUCGGCAGUGAGCGUAGCUCUGACUCGGCGUCGCCGUCACCCGGCGGCGACUCGCUCCGCACUGCCAUGUUCCGCGCCUCUGCCGAGGCAAGCCGCGCGGCCCAGCAGUGGAGUGGGGCCAAGACCAGGACCCGCCCGCGGUCGUCGUCACUCCGCUGGCAGCUGCGGUCCAAGAACGCCUCCAGGUUUACCCCCGAAAAGGCCGAGGCCUUCCAGGUUGCGCCCAUCCCCAGCUACAGCGACCUCGCCAAACUCCGCCAGCAGAAGAUCGACCACGCCAACUCGGCCGAGCUCCAUCGGCUGGCCACCGUCAAGAUGUUCACGGCCGCACCACCCAAGCCCAAACCAGCUUCGGUCGUCAGCGCCAUCGCUGCUAGCAAGCACCCACUCCCGCCCUCGGCCGACCCGUACGCGCAGGACGCGGCCGAGACCGAGGCUGCAGCCGCCGCAUCCUCGGUCCCUGUCCACCGUAGGCUUGGUGUGGCACUCGACGACUCGGGCUAUGCUAUGUCCAUGCGCUCGCAUCAGCGGGCAUGGCAGGCGCAGCAGCUCCGCGAACAACUGGAAGCCAGCGGGACGAUCGCCCACGACCACGCCGUCGAGCCGCCGCCGGACCCGUCGGUUCUUGAUCCAUCCGGCCCGUCGAUGCGGUCACCGCUCUCGCGUGGCGCCGACGCGCCGCGCCGCAAGCGCCGCAAGCGCCGGGUCCGCCGCCUCCCCGACGCCGCAUCGCGGCUAGUCCUUGUCAAGAAUGAGCUCCUUGUCCCGCGCGGCGGGCGUGAGGCCCAUGCCCGCGAGCGCGCCGCCUCGCGCGAGCGCUCCGCACAUCCACGCAAGCGCGGCUCGGGUCUGCCGCUGGUUGGCUACGCAUGCUUUCUCUCGCGGCGGUCGUGGAUCCGAGUCUGGCUUCACUCGAUUGUCUCUGCGCCAUGGUUCGAGCCGUUCAUCAACGUGUGCAUCGUGCUCAACUGCGUGUUCAUGGCGCUCGACCACCCGGCGGUCGACUCGGCGUCGCCGCUCGGGCGAGCCAUCUUUUUGCAAGACUGGGGCUUUCUCCUUCUGUUCACCGCCGAGGUUCUCGCCAAGAUGGUGGUGUACGGCGUGUGGUGGGCCGAGUACGCGUACCUCCGCGACAACUGGAACCGUGUAGAUGCUGCCGUCGUCGCCCUUGCCUGGCUUGGCCUUCCUUUCGGCAACGUGCUCCGGGGCUUGCGUGGCUUCCGUGCUCUCCGUCCGCUCCGGCUUGUCAUCCGCUCGGCCAAGCUCCGGCUGGUGGUCACUGCGCUCUCCAACGCGGUGCCGUCGAUGCUACAAAUUGUGGUCAUUACCCUUGUGUUUUGGCUCAUGUUUGGCAUCAUGGGCGUGACACUCUUCAAAGGCCUCUUCUACGCCUGCAAUGAUCCGUCUGUUGCUGGGCGCGCAGAGUGCGUCGGCGCCUUUGACCCGGACCCAGUGGUGACCAACGGCACGCUGCUUGCCGGUACCGCCAUUCCGCGAGUCUGGGCCAACGCGCCGUACUCAUUCGACAACAUUGGCGAGGCCAUGCUCACUCUUUUUGAGGUCUCGAUGCUCCACGGCUGGGCAGACAUCAUGCGCUCGGGCACCGACGCGACUUCGGUCGACCUCCAGCCAUCGCCGUCGAGCAAGCCGGCUGCAGCCAUCUACUUUAUUGCCUUUAUUGUCUUUGGCUCUCUCUUUGUCCUCAACCUCUACAUCGGCGUUGUCCUCGACCACCUCAACCAGAUGACUUACCGCCGGACUGCGCUUGGCUCGGGCCGGCUGGCAUCUAUGGCCACACCGGGCCUAUGGUCGUUGGUCACGCCUGCACAGCGCAAACUUAUCCUCACCCAGCGCGUGCUUGAGGCGACCCAGCCGGAGCGGCCGCCGCCAGCGGUGCCAACCAACCCAUUCCGGUUCGAAGCGUAUCGCCUUGUCUCGGCACCGCUGUUUGAGGUCGGUGUCGUGGCCGCCAUCUUGCUCAACGGCAUCAUCCUCACCAUCGCACACUACCAGCAGCCGAGCGAGGUGACAGACACCCUGUUUGUCGCCAAUGUCGUGUUUGUCAUUCUCUUUACCCUCGAGCUGGUACUCAAGGUCGCUGCCUGGGGGCCGACCUACUACCUUGGCGACGGAUGGAACCGGUUCGACGCCGCUGUUGUCGCUCUCUCUCUCCUCGGCCUCGCCUUGCGAUCGGGUGUGGCCCCACCAACUGUCCGAGUCCUCCGUGUCGGGCGGCUGUUCCGGCUGGCGAAGCGGACCCAGACGCUCAACCGCCUGUUCAAGACACUCCUCCACUCACUCCCGUCGCUCUUCAACAUCGGCGCGCUCGUCGGCGUCGUCUUCUUUGUCUAUGCGCUACUGGGCGUCUCGCUCUUUGGUCGUGUCCGCGUCGCCACGGCGCCGGGCGAGCCGGGCUUCUCGCCGCGUGCCUCUUUCUCGCGGUUUGACUACGCGCUGCUCACGCUCUACCGCGUGGCGACCACGGAUGGUUGGGCGGAAGUGAUGCGGGCGGCGCAGCUGCAGCCGCCGCAGUGCGAUCCCGCGGCCGACAACUGUGGCUCGUCGUGGGCUUCGCUCUACUUCAUCUCGUUUGCGCUCACUGGCACCUUUGUCAUGCUCAACCUGUUCAUUGCGGUGGUGAUGGAGAACUUUGCGGACAACGCCGUCAUUCCGCCGCAAAAGCUGCGGGUCAUCAAACGGUUCAAGCGGUCAUGGGCGGCUUCGGAUCCCGAGUCGACGGAGUACGUCACGCCGCAGGACCUCAUUCUGGUCAUGCAGCGGUUGCCGUCGCGGGCGUCGGCGCUGGCGGCUGUCGCCGAGGCCGGCCUUCGGAUCCACGGCGUCGGCGAGUCGAUGAAGGUCUGUGGCGUGACGCUCCCGUGGUUUUGCUCGCAGCCGCAUCCGUCGGGGGUGUACUUUAAGGAUGUGCUGAUGUACGUGGUGGCCAUUGCCAUCGCCCGCGAGGCCGAGGGCCUCACCGACGACAUCGAAGCGAGCGAAGACCUGCCGCCGCCGAUGGUUGUCCCUGUCUCGCCGGUCAUGAGUUCAGCGUCGUCGUCGACAGCGGUGUCGUCGACCACCUCCGCCGACGAUCUCCCGCCGCGCGAGCUCGACUUGGGAGCAUCGAGCGACUCGGUCGCCUCCUUGCCGCCGUGAGCUCGGACCUGCUUUCGGAGCUCUCCGAGGCGGCGCGGGGCAGCUCGUAUUACUCAUCGUACUCGUACGCGUAUGAGAGCUCAGGGGAGACACGUUAGUGCACCUUCGAGGACGUCGCCCAGGCCGAUAAACAGGGGGUCGUACG